Molecule: messenger RNA, 462 nt
Organism: Aureobasidium melanogenum CBS 110374
Lineage: Eukaryota; Fungi; Ascomycota; Dothideomycetes; Dothideales; Saccotheciaceae
Exons: 1
Biological process (GO): regulation of DNA-templated transcription
Molecular function (GO): DNA-binding transcription factor activity
Source: RefSeq, a predicted model, not a curated record
ACUUCAGCACCGCACGUCUCAGAGUCUUAUCACGUUGGCCUCAAUGGUUCUGGGUCCAACUCUGUUCAGAUGAUGACUCUUAAAACCACCGAAGGAGAUGUCCGGUUUCCUGUUGACGUUCAGGCAGCGUCGCGAGUGGCGGACGAGAAGAGACGUCGAAACGCUGGUGCGAGUGCAAGAUUCCGCGAACGUCGCAAGAGAAAGGAGAUGGAAGCCUCUCAGACAAUUGCGAGACUCGAGCAGCAAGUCAAAGACAUGACCGAGGAUGCCGACUUCUACAGACAGGACAGAGACAUACUUGCCUCCAUCGUAUCACAAUUUCCUGGAGGUCGCGAACACCUCCCUCGCCCUCAAUCGCCCAGAACAAGGAGAAAUGGUAGCGGGUCUGCCCAAGCAGAUCAAGGCCACUAUACCGAGGUUCAGAAACAUAGUCCUGAACCGAUCAGGAAUGUUCGUAAGCGU